Mytilus trossulus (common blue mussel) is the source of this 665-nucleotide messenger RNA. RefSeq lists its product as uncharacterized. Lineage: Eukaryota; Metazoa; Mollusca; Bivalvia; Mytilida; Mytilidae. The transcript has 3 exons. The record is from RefSeq and is a predicted model, not a curated record. Bases 183 to 665 code for a protein of 160 amino acids.
AAUCUUGUCGGUUAAAAGGUUAUAUUAACUUACAAAUAAACAGUUUAACAAUUAAAAUAUGUAAUUUGAAAGUCGGGAAUCAAUUUCAUAAAUUAAAUUAAAUGUCUAGCGGUUUGUAACAUUGGUGCGAUUGGAAAUAUGGAAUAAUUUCGAAAAUUUGGAUUCUGUUACACAUUUUGGAUAUGGCUGGUUUUCAAUUUGUAUUGAUAGUUUUACUUUUGUUCUCAUUUGUUUCAUCAGCAGGUUGUCUCACUUGUUAUGCCUGUUCUUUGAGUAACCAGAAUGAUAAAUCAUGCGCAGAGGAUAAACACAUGUUGAUAGACAGCAAAUUACAUAUGAAAGGUUUUGUUAAAAAUUGUUCUGAAAAUGAAAGUUAUUGCAUGAUAGAGAAAAUUACAACUAAAUAUUCGUUUGCGAGUUACAUUCGAGAUUGCAGUAAUGGACAUUCCUUCUCAUAUUCUCAAAUAGACAGACUUCAAGGGAUUGCACCAAACAAUUCCUCUCGGUGUGCCUACUACAACGAACAUCUCGUCUGUGUAACACUGUGUCUUGGUAACUUUUGUAACGGUCCACAGGAAGUGUCGAGUGCACCUUUAACUUGUGUAGGCAAUCAGUUAUUAUAUUUUAUAUUAGCAUUUCUAUAUUCCGUGCAUAAACUUCUAUAA